AUGGGCUUUAAUCCGCUCGAUUUGGCGGGCAGCGGCGCAGUUCUCCCUCCUCCUCUGCCGACCCGCUGGCAGCAUCAUGCCACACCCUCCUCCAAGUCGACCAUGAGCGCUAGCAGCCCGAACCCCAGCGCGCCCGCCGUAGCUGCUGCGCUAGCCACCGACUGCUUCGUCGUUCUCGCCCUCGACGCUCGCGGCAGCCCCUUCGUCUUGCCCUCCGACUCCUUCAACCGUGCCAGGCACCUGCUCGCCCACAGCUCCGCCUGGCACGACCUCAAGGCUCUGCUUGAGCCCGCCCCGCCCGCUCCCGUGAUUCACCAACCCGAGCCCGCCCAAGCCCCAACUGAGUGGGUCGACGAGCUUUCCACUGACGGCUCCGAUGAGAGCAGGCGUGCCAGCCUGGUCCCCGCCUUCGCCAAUCAGCCCGCGCGCAAACCAAAGCCCAAGCCAAAGCAAAAGAGCCCCAGACAGGAUGCCCCACGCCCCCGCAAACGUCAACGCUCCUCCUCGCGCAACCUCAGUGUCCGCGAGGAGGAAGACGACGAGCAGGAGGAUUGGUCCGUCAAUGCCGACGCCGAGCCCACCGAGACGCCUACCGACAGGUUCCCCAUCAGUGACCGCAACAAGGUAAUCGCCAACUUGGGUCUGCGCCUGGACCAGAUGCAGCAGCUGGCCUGCAAGGUCAUCCUGAAGGCUUGGAUCAAGGCCAUUGAGCCCAAGAAGCAGUCAAACUUCCCUUACGUCGGCAGUGAUGAUUCCAAGUCGCGGGACAAGACCAAGGCCGCCAAAAAUGCUCAGGCGAAGCGUGCUAAACCGAGAGAGGGCCCGGACAAGCCAGACUGGUGGCCGAGAGAGCCUCAGCCUUGGUGGGGGUUGCUCCCCAACCAGAAAUGCAAGGAACUCGAAAGGGUUCGCCACAAGGAACCAGACCAUCUCAAGAAAGAGGAUCGUCUCGUCUUGGGUGUCCAUAUACUCUUGUACCAAGCGGAAAAAGAAGGGGGUAUUGAACUCCUGGUUCAUUCGACCAAGGAUUGUGUCCUUCGAUUUGAUCAGGACAAUGAAAACGGCGAUGAACGCAGGGACAAGCGCGACAUGUUCUUGCAGGACAUCUAUGACCUGGCUCAGAACUGGUCUGACUACGUGACGGGUGGAUUGGACGCCGAUGCCAUGCAUGUCAUGAGGCAAUAUCCGAAGCAGGCGCUUUCCACAAAGAAACGUCGUCAAAACUUCAACCCAAAGCGCGCUCGGCAGGAGUCUUCCGUCGAAUCGCAAGAGGUUCAGCAAGCGGCUUUGACCGUGCAUGGCAAUGAGCUGGACGACCUUAGCAUGUCGACUAGGCAACUUGAACUUCAGAACAGUUCAUCAUGGGGUCUUUCAAAUGGAAUACCGGAGCCACCUCCGGUAAACGAAUAUUUCCAAGGAGACAGCGCCGCCUUCCAGUUUAGCCAAAUACGGAAUCUGUCGGGCACAGGCGAUCUGCAACAUGCGUAUCAGCAGAAUCCAAUGAUGCCGCCACAGGUCUACGAAGACGUAUCGAGAUACGCUUACGACACGAAGAACCCGGCCAAUUUCCCCGACAAUCCUGCAUACGCAAUGAGCCGGGAGCCAAGUUACGUUAGCCAACCGUCGAGCUACAACACUGAUUGGCGAGCGGUCCAGUCUAAUCCUUCAUUUUCGCCAGCGUCCACUACCUCGUUGGCGCAAAGUUCAAACACGUCCUACACAUCGCCUUCAACGACCUUCCCUGGUCGGGUCGAUUAUUCAUUUGGCUCUGUAAACCAACUGUCCCCCUCUCAUGCUUACCAGAGCCCAGGGGGUCAGGUGGGCGGGCUUUCUGCCACCUCGCCUUGCAUGCCUCAGAUCGCAUCAACGGCCAAUGUCCAGCCGAUGAUGCAAGGCAUGCGGGGCCAGGCUUCAUAUGAUGAACAGUACUCGAACCAGGCUUUCCGAACCGGAUCUUUGGGCCAUCCGCACAUAGCCUACAACAUGAACAACCAGCAGUACGGUUAA
Molecule: messenger RNA, 2007 nt
Organism: Aplosporella prunicola CBS 121167
Lineage: Eukaryota; Fungi; Ascomycota; Dothideomycetes; Botryosphaeriales; Aplosporellaceae
Exons: 5
Coding region: 1-2007 (668 amino acids)
Source: RefSeq, a predicted model, not a curated record